Messenger RNA from Eupeodes corollae, 2925 nucleotides. RefSeq names its product arrestin homolog. Gene Ontology annotation, biological process: G protein-coupled receptor internalization; signal transduction. Gene Ontology annotation, cellular component: cytoplasm. The record is from RefSeq and is a predicted model, not a curated record. Lineage: Eukaryota; Metazoa; Arthropoda; Insecta; Diptera; Syrphidae. The transcript has 10 exons. The coding region runs from base 1187 to 2719 and encodes 510 amino acids. Gene Ontology annotation, molecular function: G protein-coupled receptor binding.
AGAUUUUGGUCCUUCAUACGUGCAUCUUUGUAAACUUUUGGGCUGCAAGGGUUUGAGCCACUGAAAUGAACAUAAAUAUUUUUGUAACUUAUACCAAAAAAAAAACACUCAUAAAUAGAUAAUUACCAAAAAGUGCAAGCAAAGACUCUUUUUAUAUCAAAGUCAAAAGUAUAACUUGGUGUAUGUACUCGUAUGUAUAGCUAUGUGAAUAUUUUAAUGAGUAUUUAAAAGAUAAAGAUAAUUUAUUAUUCUAUUGAGAAAACCAAUUGAUGAUGGAUACAUUUAGUUAACUCCUGGAACUGAAGAACCUGUUAGAAAGGCCAUAAAUAUUGUAAGUCCUAUAAAUUCUAACCAUGAUUUUGCAAUAUAAAAAAGUUUAACUUGUUGAUAGUUCAGAAUCGAGUUAUUUUUAUUUUUGAAAUGAUGAUAUUCAGUGUGUAUAGUUGUGUAGUUGUUGUGCGGGUGAACGUUAGUAUUAUUUAACUUUCUAUGGACGUGAAAAAUAAUUUACUGUUUGGUAAGUGACAUCAAAGGCCACUUAACGUACAUUUAUGUCAAAUUAGAUUAGGUAUGUUACGGACAACGGACAGUCAGGACUGCGAAGGUGACAAAUGAAUUUCUCCUUGCUACUGAUUUUGUAAAUUUGUUAGCUUAAAGGAUACGGUUGCGUUGGAUUCGUAAAAGUGAGGCAGAUACAUAAGUUCAUCAAAGAGAGCUCGACGGGGCGACUCGGUGCGGAACGGGCGUUAUAAACAGAGGUUCAAUACGAUACCCUGAAGCAACAAAUGUGUAGCGAAAUAUAACACAAAACCCCAAACGAGGAGAAUACUAAUUCCGAAAUAAAUAGGUUGAACAUGAAAUCUACAUCCUGGUUUCCUGUACUCUAAAAGAAAAACAACAUCAUCAUCGUAAUAGAAGUAUCUACCCAUUGACCCGUCAUCGUCAUUCGGAUACAGAAGCUUUAUAUCAUCUAUACAUACGUUUGUUUGAAAGAAGUUCGUACACGCUCGUCCUUGUACAUACAUAUGUACGUAAGAUAUACAUACCUUGGAGUUGUUUUGCAAAUAAGAAAUGGCCAUUGGGACUGUGAUGAAGAUGGCUGUGGGAAGUUAGUCCCACGUAAAAGUUAAAGGUAUCCUUAGACCGUCUCCAGCGAAUUGAUUGAGGAAAUUGGGAUGUCAUUAGAAUGGAUCAAAUUGCUAAUGCAAAAGUUUAUAAAAAGACAUCGUCUAACUCAGUUCUUACGCUCUAUAUGGGCAGUAGAGACUUAGUGUCAACAGAUGGAGUUGUGGAGCCAUUGAGGGGAGUUAUUGUUGUUGACCCAAAGUUUCUUUGCAAUCAAAAGAUUUACGGUCAGCUCACACUUACGUUUCGUUACGGUAGAGAAGAUGAAGAAGUAAUGGGGCUUAAAUUUUGUAAUGAAGUCGUAGUAGCUCUAAAACAACUUUGGCCCCGAAUCAAUUACAACGGCGAAAUGACGGUGCUACAGCAAGCUUUGGUCGAUAGACUAGGAGCUGGGGCUCAUCCAUUUCAAAUAGAUGUUGGAACCAUUGCUGCACCAAGUGUACAACUCUUACCUGCAAAGAAAUACAGCGGGGAUCCGAUUGGAACAAGUUACGAUGUUCGGAUAUUUAUGUCGGAUUUAGCCGAUGAAAAACUUCAAGGAAGAACUACAGUCAAGUUAGGAAUUCGCGUGAUUUAUAAGAUUCCAACAAACUUUCAGUCAAUUCAAGAUUAUAAUUUAAGUUCAAAAUCGAUACAAAAAAAUAAUUUUCGAGCUAGAUUAUCACCGAAGAUACAAAGACUUUGUAGCAGAAGUAAACAUCAAGAAGAAACUAGCAAAAGUACGACAGCCAUAAAUAAUUCUUCAGAUACUGUGAAAAAUACUGAUGCAGACAAUGUAGAAGAAAGACUCAAUCCAAAAGUGUCUAGGAGUGGAGAAGAGGGACCAGAAAGUUGUAUCGAGAAGCUGUUUUUAUGGACUGAGGGUAAUGUUAGUUUAAGAUCAUCACUCGAUAAAUGCGCCUACAAACACGGUGAAACUGUCAGUGUUAAAGUUCACAUAAGGAAUAGUAGCCGAAAAGUCGUACGAAAAAUCAGGAUAUUUGCAGUACAACAUGUAGAUGUCUGUAUGUUCAGUAAUGGAAAAUUUAAAAAUAUUGUCGGCGAAAUUUCUGAUAGCAGUCACAUAAAGGCAAAUGAUACAUUAAGCAAAACUUAUAAAUUAGUACCGACCAUAGGAUCUACCAAAAAUUGGAUAGCUGUUGAAUCGAAACUUCCUCAUGCUCACGUUACAACAGAUUUUCUAUCAACGAAUAACUAUAAACUCGCCUCCAGUACAUUUCAAGAUAACUUAAUGAAGGAAAGAAAUGUCUUUGCCAUUUAUGUAACCUAUUAUAUUAAGAUUAAAUUAACCUUAAGCGCUCUAGGAGGUGAUUUAUCACUCAAACUUCCUUUUGUUCUGGGCUAUGUGGGAGAGGACCCCCGCACAAGCAGCACCCGAAGAAAUUCAGACAAACUAUUGGAUGUUCUAGUUUCAAGAAAAAUCCCACUCAACAGACUAAAUUCAAAGGAUACAAAUGCAGCCAACAGUGGAAAUCCAUCAAAUGAACCAGUUUCCUCAGAACCAAAAGACAUUCCUGAUGAGGAAACAGUUCACCACUCAGAAACUACUCCACACUCUACCUCUAUUAAAGUGGAAAUCCACAGGGAAAAUUAAUUAUAUACAUAUUUAUAUAUUUGGUGUAGCUAUGUAUUUUAAUUUGGCUUAAUUUAUCUUUUCCAAAACUCAUAAGACUGUCCUUUGAAGCAGUAAAAUGUACAACCAAAACAAUGAGAUGGCAAUCUUCUUAAAAUGCUUAACUUAGUCUUAAUAAAUUUAUAUUUCAUUAUAAAAAUAAAGCGUUUUCAUUGUUAAUUUAUAAA